AUGUCCUCAGAAAUAGCUGGUGUCAUAGAGGAAACUGAAGACCUUCACCUAUUCCCAUCAAAGUCACCUUCAACUCCACCACCGACCUCAUCAACACAGACAAAGACUAGAGAUAUCACACUUACCGAGAGAAUGAUCAGUGCAUGUUCAGGUUCAAUCAUAACGUCAUUGAUCGUAACGCCCUUAGAUGUUGUUAGGGUACGUUUACAACAACAAGAAUUAUUAUUACCAAGUACAAAUUGUUGCAAGAAACAAGUGUUUUGGGAAGCUCCUAUCGCAGCUACAAGUGCAGCGAUAUCCUCAACUUUAGGUAAUAACAAAUCACCAGGUUGUGUCACUUCAGAUAAUGUCUGCAUAACUGAUAAAAAAAUGAAUGGAACGUGGAAUGCAAUCUAUCAAAUAUCCAAAUCAGAAGGACCAACAACGUUAUGGAGAGGGUUAUCUUUGACUUUGUUAAUGGCUGCACCUGCAAAUAUUGUUUAUUUCACAGGGUAUGAAGUUUUGAGAGAUAAUUCACCUAUAAAGCAUUAUGAUGUCCUAAAUCCGUUAUUAUGUGGUUCUAUAGCUAGAGUCCUUGCAGGUACCACCGUGGCACCAAUUGAAUUGUUAAAGACUAGAUUGCAAUCAAUACCAUCUUCUGCACAAAAUAAAACAAAUGCUUUGAAAAAUUUAUUACAAAAUGCUUCACAGGAAUUGAAAACAAAAGGUCCCAAAACUUUAUUCAAAGGUCUUGAAUUAACAUUAUGGAGAGAUGUUCCUUUUUCUGGUAUUUAUUGGGCCUCUUAUGAAUAUUUCAAAAACUGCUUUAGUAAUAAUUUGAAUGUGAUGGCAAAUGAUGAAUAUAAUUUAUUCCUUCAUUCAUUCCUUAGUGGUUCAAUAUCAGGUUCAAUUGCAGCAUUGGCAACUAAUCCAUUUGAUGUGGGUAAAACAAGAUUACAGAUCAGUAUUGAAAAUAAUAAUGGGACCUUGGGUACAACAAGUAAAAAUCCAUCAAUGUUUAAAUUCAUGAGUGAUAUUUGGAAAUUUGAAGGGUUUGGUGCAUUAUAUGUUGGUAUUGUUCCUAGAGUUUUAAAAAUUGCUCCAUCUUGUGCUAUUAUGAUUUCUAGUUAUGAAUUGGGGAAAAGGUUUUUUUCAAAGACUAAUGUUGAUUGA
Molecule: messenger RNA, 1152 nt
Organism: Hansenula anomala
Lineage: Eukaryota; Fungi; Ascomycota; Saccharomycetes; Phaffomycetales; Wickerhamomycetaceae
Gene: MTM1
Product: Mtm1p
Exons: 1
Coding region: 1-1152 (383 amino acids)
Biological process (GO): mitochondrial transmembrane transport
Source: RefSeq, a predicted model, not a curated record